CUGAGAAGCCAGCAAUGUCACCAGAUGAUCUUCCAUCCGAUGAGGUCGUAAUAGUGUACGAGUUAACGCCUACCCCUGAACAGCGAGCUCUCGCUGGCUUUCUCAAGCUGCCUCCAACAUUCUUCUGUUACAAGAACAAGCCUGGAUACGUGAGUGACGAGGAUGAUGAUGAAGACUAUGAAACGGCUGUUAAGAACCUUAAUGGAAGGCUGUAUUCCAGUGAUUCCGAAGGAAAAAAGAAAUUGCAAGAUCCUGUAAAAGCUGUCACAGAAGGAAGGGAAUCUGGCAAUGAAGGAGAAUGUGUUACCGCUCAGGAAAAGAACCCAGAUCCUGAGGAGGAGGGUAAAGCAGAAACUCCACAGGAUCUUUCUACAUCUGUCUGCGGUGCCAGCAGCGAUACUGAGGAUGACAGUCCCAAAGACGUUCAGGCAGAAGUUAAAACUGAAGAAACAAAAGAGGAUGAGGCUACAAGCUCAACUGUCUUAGUUUGUGGCAGCGAGCAGGAAGCACCUCCUCCAUCAACCGAUGAGGUGACAGCAUCUGUCCAGUCAGCUCCCAGCAGUGAAGAACCAGAAUCCCCCACAGAAACUGUGCCUGUGUCAGAGAGUUUGUCAGGAGCUGAUGACACACCUGUAGACUUGUCAACGAAAAAGAGUGAUUUGGACUGCUCGGAGUCAACAGAAGAAAACAGAGUCAUCACAUUUGGUUUCGGCAGCAGUGCAGGCUUGUCAUUUGCAGAUCUGGCUUCCAAGAACUCUGGGGACUUUGCUUUUGGCUCAAAAGAUCAAAACUUCAAAUGGGCAAAUACAGGAGCAGCCGUGUUUGGAGAGACAGCCCGUAAAGCAGAUGAAGAGAAAGGUGGUAGUGAUGAUGAGGUGGUUCAUAGUGAUAAUAUCCACUUUGAGCCAAUUGUGUCCUUACCAGAGGUGGAGGUAAAAUCUGGGGAAGAAGAUGAAGAAAUUCUCUUCAAAGAGAGGGCCAAACUUUACAGAUGGGACCGGGAUGCUACUCAGUGGAAGGAGCGCGGUGUUGGAGAGAUCAAGAUCCUCUUCCAUACACAAAAGAAAUACUAUAGAGUCCUCAUGAGACGGGACCAAGUUCUUAAAGUCUGUGCAAACCACGUCAUCACCAAAGAAAUGAACUUGGUGCCCUCUGAUACGUCAAACAAUGCUUUAAUUUGGACAGCUACCGAUUAUGCUGAUGGCGAAGUAAAAGUGGAGCAACUUGCCGUCCGGUUUAAAAGCCAAGAAAUGGCUAAUUCUUUCAAGAGGAGGUUUGAAGAAUGCCAGCUGAGCUUGUCAGAGCUACAGAAGGGCCACUUAUCUCUGGCAGCAGGACUGUCAAAGGACACCAACCCCGUUGUGUAUUUUGAAGUUUCUGCCGAUGACGAACCUUUAGGACACAUAACCAUGGAGCUCUUUUCCAAUAUCGUCCCUCGAACUGCUGAGAAUUUCCGGGCCCUGUGCACAGGAGAGAAAGGCUUUGGAUUCAAGAACUCGAGCUUUCACAGAAUAGUCCCUGACUUUGUGUGCCAGGGAGGUGAUAUAACGAACCACGAUGGAACUGGUGGACGGUCGAUUUACGGAACAGCAUUUGAAGAUGAGAAUUUUGAAGUGAAGCACACUGGUCCUGGAUUGUUGUCCAUGGCAAAUAAGGGCAGAGAUACGAAUACUUCCCAGUUCUUCAUAACACUUAAAAAAGCAGAACACUUGGACUUCAAGCAUGUGGUAUUUGGGUUUGUGAAAGAUGGCAUGGAUGUUGUGAAAAAGAUGGAAUCCUUUGGCUCUCCGAAAGGUCUCAUGAAUGGCAAGAUUGUCAUUACAGACUGUGGGCAAAUAUAGAAUUAUCACUUUGAGUAUUGAGAAGU
Molecule: messenger RNA, 1867 nt
Organism: Cuculus canorus (common cuckoo)
Lineage: Eukaryota; Metazoa; Chordata; Aves; Cuculiformes; Cuculidae
Product: E3 SUMO-protein ligase RanBP2
Exons: 9
Coding region: 15-1841 (608 amino acids)
Biological process (GO): protein folding; intracellular transport; protein peptidyl-prolyl isomerization
Cellular component (GO): intracellular membrane-bounded organelle
Molecular function (GO): peptidyl-prolyl cis-trans isomerase activity
Source: RefSeq, a predicted model, not a curated record